Molecule: messenger RNA, 813 nt
Organism: Fusarium redolens
Lineage: Eukaryota; Fungi; Ascomycota; Sordariomycetes; Hypocreales; Nectriaceae
Product: PQ loop repeat-domain-containing protein
Exons: 2
Coding region: 1-813 (270 amino acids)
Biological process (GO): L-cystine transport
Cellular component (GO): fungal-type vacuole; vacuolar membrane
Molecular function (GO): L-cystine transmembrane transporter activity
Source: RefSeq, a predicted model, not a curated record
AUGGCUGUCGGCUUCCUCACGUUCCUUUCAGGCCUCUUUGGAUGGAUUUAUUUCCUCGCCUGGAGCGCGUCUUUCUAUCCUCAGCCCUUGCUGAACUGGCGUCGUCGCUCCACCAGCGGCACAACUAUCGAUUUCCCCUUUAUCAACGUCCUCGCUUUUUACUACUCACCAGAAAUUCGCGCUCAGUAUGCUGCGAGACACAAGGGCCUCGAAUCUACCGUACAGUUCAACGACAUCACUUUUGCCCUCCACGCUCUGUUUCUCUCCAUCAUCACAACCUCUCAGUAUCUCGCUCCAUCGUUGUGGGGGUUCACCCCGAACUCUGGAAACCGACCCAGCCGGUUUAUUCUUGGGGUAGCAGCCGGCUGUAUCACUGGGGUUCUCUUGACAUGUGUCAUUGUUGCUUCAUCUCCAGGAAACGAUGCCGUCUAUGACUGGGUUGCCCUUGAUAUCGUCUACGCCGUGGGCUAUGUCAAGCUUAUUGUCACUUUAAUCAAGUACACUCCCCAGAUCGUCACUAACUACAACAACCAGAGCACCGAUGGUUGGAGCAUCUCUCAGAUCUUGCUGGAUCUUACUGGUGGUGUCCUCAGCGUCAGUCAGCAAGCCAUCGACAGUUAUCAGCAGCGCGACUGGAGCGGCAUCACCGGCAACCCGGUCAAGUUUGCCCUUGGCAACAUUAGCAUGGUUUACGAUACCGUCUUCAUCAUUCAGCACUACGUUCUAUAUCACGACUCAGAGAAGCCGCAGUCUAGUGAUCGCGAAAAUCAGAGAUUGCUGGAUGAGGAGCGAAGAGCGGAGCGCAGCGAGUGA